Hirundo rustica (Barn swallow) is the source of this 3212-nucleotide messenger RNA. RefSeq names its product early activation antigen CD69-like. The coding region runs from base 242 to 1135 and encodes 297 amino acids. The transcript has 8 exons. NCBI's taxonomy places the organism in Eukaryota, Metazoa, Chordata, Aves, Passeriformes, Hirundinidae. The record is from RefSeq and is a predicted model, not a curated record.
GCGGCCCCGCGCCCGCACAGAUCGUGUCCGGAGCCGCGGCGCUGGGAGCAGGGGGCGUUCGGGUCCCACCGGAGUUUGCGGCGAAAAGCGAAACUUGGCGAGCAGUGGGGGAGCUCGGAGGCGGCUCCAGCACAGGUGCUGCCGCAGCGUCCGCGGAGCGGGGCCAGGGCGGGACUGAGCUGGCAGCGCCUUCCUGAGCCUCGGUGUCCCGCAGGGCCGGGACCAGCAGUGACCUCUCCUCAUGUCCCUUUCCGUGUGCCAUCACCGCGGGUGUGAAGCUGUUCCCGAGGCCGAUCUCGGAAAAGCUUUUUCAGCGCUCCUGAUGUGUCGGGAGCAAGGGGCUGUUUGUUCCCAGCAGCGAGAUGCCGGCUGUGAGCUGGAGGAGAGGAAAUUCUGCUCUCUUCAUGAGGUUAUGAAGGAGCUCCGACCUCUCCGGGAGGGACCAGCAGCCAGGGUUACACACUUGCUUGGGGUGCAAGAAGCCACUUGUCAUAAGCAAGAGGAUUCCCCUUGUGAGUGUGCAGUGAGUGACGAUGUAGAGAAUGAAUUCUGCACCAGCGAUGGGAGUGUGAGGGAGUCCCUGGGUCCUCAGGGCACAGCAGCAGCUGGCAAUGUACACAGAAGGAGCCUCAGAAGAUUCCUGGGCAAGUGGUUCAGGAGCCAUCCCGUGGUCGUGUUGGUGCUGAUUGUGCUCGUGUUCCUGCUGCUGGCUUUGGUGGUGGCCUUGGCUGUGCAGUCAGCAGCACAGGUUCCAGUUCCAGCUGCGACUCCGCUGUUGGUUCUGGGCUGUCCCUCUGGCUGGGUCGGGUACAAUGGGGUCUGCUACUACUUCUCAUGGGAUCACGGCACCUGGGAUCAGGGUCAGGAACGGUGCUCUGAGCUCGGGGCCUCCCUGGCCAUUGUGAAGGAUGCAGAAAUGGAUUUGCUCUUCCGCCUCCGCGGGAACGUCGAUUUCUGGCUGGGGCUGCGCAGACGGGGCGAGCGCCUGCAGUGGGGGGACGGCAGCGACUUCAGCUCCUGGGUUCCUGUCCUUGGCGAUUCUGAGUGUGUGUACCUGGCUGACAAUGAAUUCAGGAGUCAGGGCUGCUCAAAUCAGCAGCCGUAUCUAUGCAGCAAGGCCCAAGCUCCCCUGUAACAGGAGGUGGAGAAAGGACCUUCUCCAUGCUGGGCAGACACAGCUUCACCUCUUAGCCCAGCACAGGGCUGUCCUUCCUCAGCUGCACCCUGUGCCUUGCACUUACUCUCAGGGUCACCCCAGUGCCUGUUCAUCCCCACUGCCAAACGCUGGGCUGGGUGUUCCAAGGAAAAGUCUCUGCAAUGCAUCCUGCCAGCAGUGCUACCGGGAGUGAGUCAAUUGCCCUCAUUACACAGCAAGCUCAAAUGGGAAAUCAUCAUGAACUGGCCUGAAGGGGUGAGACUUUUGGACUGUCCUUGAUAGAGGAGCAAGAAAAGCUGACAUGUGCUGAGAAAGAAUCCCACCUUUGGCAUCAGGCACCUGACUGUCAAGAAUGCUCUAAUGUCUCCUGGCUCCCUUUCUCUCAGCUUUGGUGGAGGAUGGUUGGAGGUUCUGCUUAGGGAAGGGAAUUUGCUGCCAGUGCCAUAAUCCAGCCCCGAGCUACUUCUUCUGCUGUGGGGCCAGCCUCUGAUUGUGAGAGCAGCCACUGAACUGCUGCUUUAUUAUCACCUACCUCACUAAGAGUGUCCUACCAUCAUGUAAAAAAUGACCCUAUCAUAUUGGCUUUCACACUUGUGUAUUAGUUUUUACAUGUUGUUUUUUAUUUUAAGUAUAGUGCAAUUUAUGACCCCUUUUAGCUGCUUACUAGUGUAACCUAAUUUCUCAUUUUAAGUAUGCACUGCAUAGGUCAUAGAUAUAGUAGUGUGAUGAAUAUAUUAUGUUGAGGUACAUCUCUUAUAGCUUAUAGAAGUAAUAGUGUGAUAAAUACAUUGUACUAUGAGCCUUAGCAAAGUAUAAAGCGUUACAAUACUUCUAUGUAACCUAGAAAACUGUAUAAAUCAAUAGCGUUGUUUCCCCAUCUGCUGACUGACCUCUCUGAGUGCUAAGAUAUCGGUGACACAAACCAGAGCCCCGGAGGAGAAUUAGAGAAGAACGUGUUAACUCCUGGUUAUCAGGGAAGUUUGAAACAACAGGAUGAAGCCACAAGAAGGAAUAAAAUAUAUUGACGUGAUCUCUAGGAUGUCAUGUAGAUAUCUGAGAGUAGAAAACCGAAACAAAAGUUACUGUGACAUCAAAAGCCACCCGGAAGGCUUCGACGGACCCCGGCCCUGCGGCACUGGUCUGGGUGCCCCGGGAGCUGAAGUACCAACAUCGCCUCUCGUAUCCGGUGCCCGCCUCCUCUCCCUCCCCAGUGACUCCUCUCCCUCCCCGCCGUGACUGGCUGCGCUUCUGCCCGUGGGUUGCUCAACCCGGCCAAAGCCCCUCUCACACGGGACGUGGUUCACUCAUAGAGGCGGCAGCGGCCUCGCGCCCGCCCGGAUCGUGUCCGGAGCCGCGGCGCUGGGAGCAGGGGGCGUUCGGGUCCCACUGGAGUUAGCGGCGAAAAGCGAAACUUGGCGAGCAGUGGGGGAGCUCGGAGGCGGCUCCAGCACAGGUGCUGCCGCAGCGUCCGCGGAGCGGGGCCGGGGAGGGACUGAGCUGGCAGCGCCUUCCUGAGCCUCGGUGUCCCGCAGGGCCGGGACCAGCAGUGACCUCUCCUCAUGUCCCUUUCCGUGUGCCAUCACCGCGAGUGUGAAGCUGUUCCCGAGGCCGAUCUCCAAAAGGCUUUUUCAGCACUCCUGAUGUGUCAGGAGCAAGGGGCUGUUUGUUCCCAGCAGCGAGAUGCCGGCUGUGAGCUGGAGAAGAAAUUCUGCUCUGUUCGAGGGGUUGUGAAGGAGCCCCUGCCUCUCCAGGAGGGACCAGCAGCCGGGCUUACACACUUGCCUGGGGUGCAAGAAGCCACUUUUCAUAAGCAAGAGGAUUCCACUUGUGAUUGUGCAGUGAGUGAUGAGGUGGAGAAUGAAUUCUGCACCAGAGAUUGGGAGCGUGAGGGAGCCCCUGGGUCCCCCGGGCACAGCAGCAACCGGCAAUGUACACAGAAGGAGCCUCAGAAGAUUCCUGGGCAUGUGGUUCAGGAGCCAUCCCGUGGUCGUGUUGGUGCUGAUUGUGCUCGUGUGCCUGCUGCUGGCUUUGGUGGUGGCCUUGGCUGUGCAGUCAG